This is a messenger RNA of Batrachochytrium dendrobatidis JAM81, 1068 nucleotides long. RefSeq lists its product as uncharacterized. The transcript is spliced from 5 exons. The record is from RefSeq and is a predicted model, not a curated record. Gene Ontology annotation, molecular function: ATP binding; MAP kinase kinase activity. Bases 1 to 1068 code for a protein of 355 amino acids. Gene Ontology annotation, biological process: MAPK cascade; protein phosphorylation. NCBI's taxonomy places the organism in Eukaryota, Fungi, Chytridiomycota, Chytridiomycetes, Rhizophydiales.
AUGCAGCAACUGCAGCAACCGGCAUUUACGGCUUCACCGCUUACUGGCAGAAAGCGACUCGGUCCAGCACCUCCUAUCGACUUAUUUAAAAAAACCAACUCUAUCGGGUCAUUGAUUGAUGUAAGCCUACAAACACCCGAAGUUCCUCGCAGAAUCAAUGUAGAUAGCAUUUCAAAGGACUCCAAGAUUAAAUUCUGUGCAGAAGAUCUGGUUACAGAUAUUGUGCUUGGUUCAGGCAGUGGAGGUGUAGUAAGCAAAGUCAAGCAUAUUCCAACAGGAAUGUUGAUGGCUCGCAAAGUGAUCAAAAUGAGUGUGUUUGAGCAAUGCGGACAAGAUAAACUUGAAAAACAAAUUCUUCGUGAGCUCCGUAUUCUUCGUCUAUGUAGAUCACCACGGGUUGUAACCUUUUAUGGAGCAUUUUUGGACCAAGGUGAUAUCAAUAUCAUGAUGGAAUACAUGGACAUGGGCACACUCGAAAGAGUGUAUCGAAAAACAGGAGUGCUUUCCGAACCUAUAAUUGCACAAGUCACACUGCGUAUUCUUGAAGGUUUAAUCUAUUUAUACGAAAACCACAAGAUUGUGCAUCGGGAUAUUAAACCAAGCAAUAUACUGGUCAACUCAAAUGGGGAUAUCAAGAUUGCUGAUUUUGGUGUAAGCAAAGAGUUGUCGAAUGGGACUCAAGCGGCUACGUUUACCGGAACUCAGGGAUACCUCGCACCGGAACGGGUACGCGAAGGGACAUCAUGCACACCAUCUUCAGACGUAUGGUCACUUGGAUUGACCGUAAUGGAGCUUGCUUUGGGCAGAUUUCCCAUUCCAGCAGAAGCAUUGCCAUCUAUCUUUGAUUUGCUCCAGUAUAUCGAACAGGAGCCUUCGCCCACCUUGCCAGUCGGAGGGUUUUCGCCCGAGCUUUGUGAAUUUACUUCGUUGUGCCUAAUCAAGGAUCCAAGACAGCGACCACAUCCAAAACAGCUAUUGGAAACGGCUUUUUUAAAGCAGGCCGCUAUGGCCGAUCCCAACACUCUUUCGUGUUGGACACAAUCACUGGCUGAUUUGCUAAAGCAAUAA